Messenger RNA from Cavia porcellus (domestic guinea pig), 4509 nucleotides. RefSeq names its product hippocalcin like 4 (gene Hpcal4). The transcript has 4 exons. Lineage: Eukaryota; Metazoa; Chordata; Mammalia; Rodentia; Caviidae. Gene Ontology annotation, molecular function: calcium ion binding. The coding region runs from base 189 to 764 and encodes 191 amino acids. The record is from RefSeq and is a predicted model, not a curated record.
ACUCCUCGGGAUGGGGCGGGGCUUAUGCAAAUCGUGUUGCCUGCGAGAGGCACUUAGUGAUACAAGAGCUGGGAGGCGGCUCCGGCGCGGACCUCGGAUAGCCCAUCGGCUUGCCCGCCAGCCAGCUCCCCUCCGCCCGCGGAGAAUCGGAGCCAUCCAGCGACCAGCGAGCGGCCUCAGGCCUUGCCAUGGGGAAGACCAACAGCAAGCUGGCCCCCGAGGUGCUGGAGGACCUGGUGCAGAACACGGAGUUCAGCGAGCAGGAGUUGAAGCAGUGGUACAAAGGCUUCCUGAAGGACUGUCCCAGCGGCAUCCUCAACCUGGAGGAGUUCCAGCAGCUCUACAUCAAGUUCUUCCCCUACGGCGACGCCUCCAAGUUCGCGCAGCACGCUUUCCGCACCUUCGACAAGAACGGCGACGGCACCAUCGACUUCCGGGAGUUCAUCUGCGCGCUGUCGGUCACCUCCCGCGGCAGCUUCGAGCAGAAGCUCAACUGGGCCUUUGAAAUGUACGACCUGGACGGCGACGGGCGCAUCACGCGCCUUGAGAUGCUGGAGAUCAUCGAGGCUAUCUACAAGAUGGUGGGCACUGUAAUAAUGAUGCGAAUGAACCAGGAUGGGCUCACACCCCAGCAGCGUGUAGACAAGAUCUUCAAGAAGAUGGACCAGGAUAAGGAUGACCAGAUUACACUGGAAGAGUUCAAGGAGGCGGCCAAGAGUGACCCAUCCAUUGUGUUGCUGCUGCAGUGUGACAUGCAGAAGUAGAGGCUGGUGAGGGGCAGGGCCCCUGGCCAGGAGGGCCAUGGCCACCUCCCAACCUGAUGACCUCUCUGGCUGGCCCUUCCCCAGGGGGAGGGACAACGCUAGCCUCACUCUCCAGUCUACCCACUCCACUACCCAAGCCCUUCCUCCCCUCAGUCAAGUUCCCUGAGGGAUCACCUCACCCUGUACAUGGGACAGGUCCUCUGAUCUCCUGUCAUCUAGCCCCACCUCCAGCCUUGGCCCAGAACCAACAUCCAUUGGCCAUAGGGGAGUUGGCUUUUACCCUAAAAGGCAGGGUUAAGGAGGUGGGGUUGGGUUCUGCUGUGAAAUCUUAUUGUUCCUGGGAUUGUGCUUUAUGGAAUGGGGUCCCUCAGGCCCCAAAGGGCCAAAUUGGGUCUGUCCUUUCCUAAGGACUCAGAUCUCUUACAGGUGGUAUCUGCCCUGCUCCCUCAUCUCUACCUGGCCUCUCUGGCCCACGGCCUUUGGAGUGUUCAUUCAGUCCUUUCUUCAGCUAAUGUUCUUUGAGCACUUAUUUAAUGCCAGGCACCUUUAGGUGCUAAGAAUAUGGUAGUUUACAAGACUACUCCAUGCCCUUGGGCAACUUCCAGUGGUCAGGGUCUCGGAGAGGGUUGUUGUGCCCAGAGGAGAAGCAGCAGAAGGACGUUUGGCUGGUUUGAGAGGAGCCAUUGUGUCUUCCAGCUAGCAGCACCCAAGUGAAAAAACUCAGAGGUUUAGGAGUCAUGUGAAGGGAAGUUUUGAGAAAAAUGAAAAUCUAUGUAAUAUUUAUUUUUUUAGUACCCUUGAAAAGAGCUAAAAUCAUUUUAUUAGAAUAUUAAAUAUACUCUAUAAUACUUGGUUUCUUAUAAAAAUGAUUAAAUGAAUAUAGAAAUGCUAAUCUUCAAAGGGGGAAAACUAAGGUAAAGGAGAGGAAAUACCACCAGACCUAACAGAUAACCCUUUGGGGAGGGGGUAGGCUGAGUCCCCAGCUGUCACCAUCAGCAGUUUUUGCUGCUUCCGCUGCUCCCUUUUUUUUUAACCUUUUUCAAUUCAACAAGUGACCACACACUUUGGGUGUUGACUUCAGAGACAGGAACGGCAAGGUUUACCAAGAGUGAGACAAGUGUAUUCCCACACACUGGUAGUUUGUUUUGAGUUUUUUGGUUUCUGGGAUGGACUCCUUCUUUCACUGCCUCAGAUAUAGAAGGAGCUAGAAGAAGAGGACCACCUGGCUAUUGAGUAGGCUCCCAGGCUGCAUUUGUAGACCAAAUGCCUAAAACUGUGCUGGGCAUGCUCCAUUUGAAAGGCUUUUCCUCAGCCCCAGUCCUAGAUCUGUAUCUUCCUAGUGCACUAGCUUUGCUUUCUGAUUUAUGAACCUGUGAGCUCUCUGGCUGCAUGUUUUGACUGCCAGAAAAAUCAUCUUGCUUCUCCAUCAAGUUGUUCCCUUUAUUUUCUCCUGUACUUGUAAUCAGAACUUAGCUUUGAUGUGCAGUGAUGGUUGACUUCCUCUUGAACUGUUGGUGAGAAUAGUGUAGUACAUGGAUGCUGUCCACCCAGGGUGGCAGUAGGGAAUGACUGCAGGGCCAGGGCACAUGGUAGGAUGUACAUCUGCAGGAAGGUGAUGCAGCUUGUCCCUGACCUCCAGAUGCUCGCCUGUCUUGACUCUUUGCAGGUGGAAACUUGGGUGUGCUGAGCUGUGGUCCCAAGCUCUGUUGGACCUUUCUUGUGACCCUUGGAGGUAGCAAGGUCACUGGGUUGCCUUCUCUUUCUGUCCUGCCUAUGACCAAACCACAAGGUGAGGCUGGAGAAUUCAUAUCCUCAGCUGGUAGCUAGCAAGGAUUUAUCUAGUAAUGCCUCAAAGCAUGUUCCUUCACUCUCGGGAGCUGGUUCUUAAGUGUGUCCUGUGCUGCCACUCAGCACCACCGAUACAUAAAUGCUCAACACCCUGACUAAGCUGGAACCUGAAUCAAGCCUAACUCCCAGUCCUGUUGAAUUCCAUGGUUUUCAAAGGUUUUCUUUCUGCCCCAUCUCAUUUGAUCCCCAUAGCCCAGGAAGAUAGGGAUAUUCAUUCUCUUUCUUCAGACUUGGAAGCUGUGGUUCAGAGAAGGGGGAGCCCCUUGUGCAAGAGCACGUAGUCAGGAAGUGAUAUGAUGCCAAGACUUGAAUCCAAGGCUCACUGAGGGAAGUCUUUUCUUCCCUGCUCAUUUCUGUGUCUGAUUUGUGCAGAGGUCAGCUGUGGCUUAGGCCAAUUGGCUUUUGUUUUCUGUAAGCUUCUACUAAGAAGUUCCUGAAGCUAAGAUCUUCCAAGAAAGUAUAGGGCCUCAAAUGAAGUUCCCAACAUUUUUCAGGCAUCCUGUGUUUGGCUUCUGCAUCGUGCUACUAAUGGGCCAAUCCUGUCCUUAAAGACCUCUGACCCAGAACCCUGGAAAGCAUCUUGCAUUGUCUUACCAUCAUCUUCUUCUCUAAGAGAAUGAUUUUUGUUUUUUCCAAGUUGGUAGACAAGUCUUAAUGAGAGUUCCAUCACUCCAGGAUUCUGGACACAUACUCCCCUGUGGGUGAUAUUUGAUGGUCAGGCCAAAGGUUUUUAUACAGUUCAGCAGAGUGAACUCAAUGCAUGGCCAGUCUGAAACCAUCUUCUCACUGGUGGAGACACAAGCAGGCCAGGCCUUGCUCCCACAUUCUUCUGGGUGUCACUUUAUGCCCAUGAGCCCAUGUGGUAGAGCACCAGCCCUGCCUUGGGAAGAGAGACAGGCUUCCCAUUCUGGCUCCAGGUGAAAGGGUCUUGCCAUCAAGCAGAGGUUUAUGGAUGUCUUGCACAGACACAAAAAUACCUAGACAGUUAAGUCAUUGAUACAGCCAAAGUCUCUUUUGAAAUUUCUUCUUAUAGCAACUCCGAAUUAGGAGGUUCCAGAAUCUGUCUUCUCACAAUCCUGUCCUCAUUUCAUCUUUUUGGGAGUAAUUGAUGGUCUUUUUAAUUCUAAGCUCUAAAAAUCAUCAGCACAGGCUCCUUCAGAUGACCACUCCAGUCCUCAGAGCUGUAGUCAGGAUUAUUUGACAUACAUUUCAGUCAAAAAGUCAGAAAAAAUAAUUUCGCAAAGGCACCAAAUCCUUUUGCCUGGCAAUAGUAGCAUCCCUAGAGAUAGAAAACACCCUGCUGCAGAGAAAGAAGGUAAUGUGGGGGCAGAAAGAGAAUAAGGGAAGAACUGGUGUUUUCUAGGCAGGAUAUCAAGCUGACAUUAUAAAUACUUGCACACAGAAAGUUUAUUAAAGCAACAAGUAUUUCCUGACAAUCCACCCUGGGUGAGGCUUUGUGUUGGUUUUAGAGAUAGAUGUAGGGACAAGUAUUCAUUUCUUAUAUAUUUUAUUCAUCAUUCUUGAAAAGGGAAAUCAGUCAAGUCUUCAAUUUCAGAGUCUCAGAAAAACAUAGGAUUUUCUUUCUGAAAAUGUCAGGGUUUUCUUUGUAACUUUGCCAGAGUGUGGGGGCAGGUCAGGGUAUCCAGGUGUGGCCCCGUCUGCUAGACACAAGCCGGCCAGGCCUAGGGCCUCCUAAGCAGCAGCAGCAUUGCAGCCUGGGACAGCUGAGUGACCACUUGGCAGGGGUGCUCCAACUCACCACAAGUUUCUGGUGUCGCCCCAUCUACCGAGGAUGUGCUGCUUCCGGCUGUGCCCAAAGUGACUGUCCUCACUGUCCACCCCUGUGCCAUGUGGUGUGUGUGUUUCCCACUGACAAUGAAUAAAAGAUGUGACUGUG